Leptomonas pyrrhocoris is the source of this 3049-nucleotide messenger RNA. RefSeq lists its product as hypothetical. Bases 2525 to 3049 code for a protein of 174 amino acids. Lineage: Eukaryota; Euglenozoa; Kinetoplastea; Trypanosomatida; Trypanosomatidae. The record is from RefSeq and is a predicted model, not a curated record. The transcript has a single exon.
AGAGUCCACUAGGAUGUGCUGCCCCACCUCUGUCUCGCUCAACGGCCUUCUUGUGUACCGCAAUGUUGUAGUCCUCCUCGACUUUCUUCAUCUCAUCGACCUUUUUGGGAGCCCCGCCGUGCAUCGCCUGCGUUACUGGAAGAGUUAACCCCUCUCCUCUUUUCUCACCGCGAGACGAGAACCUCUGCGUUCUUUUGCGUGUGUCCUUUUUUUAAUCUCGAUCUUCCUUUCCUCCGCCUUUCGACGCUUCUCCUCUCCUCUCCUCUCUGCGUGUGUGUAUGUGCGUGCGUGUGUUUGCUUCUUCUUUCCUGUAUCCUGCGCUUUUACGCUGACAACAACAACAGCAAGUAUGUGUAACGGGACGUAAUGAUGUCCAAGGAGGAAGGGGCUCCGUUCUUGAGGCGUGAAAGGGGGGAGGAGAGAGUCGGCCAUCCACGCGUGCGUGCGCCACCUUAAAGGACUCGCAAGAAUCCGUGGUCUUCUUGUUCUCGUUGGGGUGGUGAAGAGAAGGGGAGGGAGUCCUCGUGUGUGUAUGUGUGUGGCGAGCGGAGAGACGUGCGGGAGGUGAAGGGAGGUGCCGAGUCGGAGAAGGGGAGGAAGGCGUUGAGUGAUGAUUUCUUUUUUUGUCUUCGGCACGCUGAUCGUUCCUGCCGUCGCUGACUUGGGCGUUCACUGUCAUUUGCAGGAGACUUCGUUGCAACGAAUACGCCGCCUUCGCGAAGAGGCAUGCAGAAGAAAGUAAUACUUCAUGAAUGAAAGGGAUCUGUAAAGGGCGUAAUCGCGGUGCGUGACGGCCUAAACACGCCACUGGGCACACGCAGGCACCGCUGUGGAUGUGUCUGCGCCUGUUCGGAGGGAGGAGGGGAGUGGGGAGAGAAAACGGAGAUGGGAAAGGGACGAGGGUUACGAGCAGCAACGGAGCACCAGCUUCUUGACGUAUGGACGGAGUAGAAGGGAGCGAACGGCCACUAAUGCGUCAAUGAAGGAAUCACAGAGAAAGGGAGAGAGGGUGUGGGGAGCUUCGAUUGAUUGACUCUUGAAUACAUGCCGGAGCGUUUGCUGGGUGCGAAUGGCUCCCACUCUGGGGGGGGGGGGGACGUCUCUUUUGGUUGCCGUAGUGGGCUACGUUUUAAGCGGUCCGGUGCGUUCUCUCAUUUUCACCACAUUAUUAUUGUUGACAUCGGUGCCCGAGCACGAUCUUCGUUGUAUGUCGCACCUGAUUCGACUACUGCAUAGUCCUUUCUUUUACAUUUGCUGGAAUGGAAAAUCUAUCUGACGUUUACCAAAGUGGUAUGCUUUUUUUUUUCUUUUUGAAAGCUGCAACAAACUCUCUGUUCCUCUCUGCUCAGCCACGGUGAAGUACGACUAGUUUAACGGCAGUUUCUGCUGCUAACUUUACGGCGUAUUCUAACAACAAACAAAAAGGAACGCUGCGAGUGAGAUGACGGUGUGGCGGUUGCGUUGAUCGGCGUAACACCUGUUUACACUUCUAUGACGAGGCAGAAACCUCAAUUACUCUCUUUCCAACACAUAAUCCUUUCUUCCCUGAUUGUAUGGCCUGCUUUUCUGAAUUUCGCACACACACACACACACACACACAGGGCGAACAGACCUUUCGUUUUUUUUUUCUCAUUGCCGCAACACAACAGCAAAGAGGAGCCAGCUUCCACUUCGCAUUCUUUAUUCUUUCGCCGCGUAUUUUCGUUGUCUUCUUCAACUCUUCACUCCUCUUGUUCUGUUGGUGACUUCAUUUGCUCAAGUGUUGCUCCUUGUCUUGCCCUUUUACUCUUUUGCCUCUCGUCCACCGUGAAACACGGCUAGACCUCCACGUCAACGGUGCUGCGCGCUCGAAAACUGAAAGAGAAAGAAACAAUGCGAGCUACGUAAAGAGCUGUUCGGAAGACCAUGUGAUUCUGUCUGUAAUCUGGACCGCUUUAUCAGGUAUUCGGGGUGUCACGCACCGCCCACGUCAAUGUGAAGUGCCACUUCUUUGGUUUCUGCGUUGCACAUUCUAAAUUGACAGCUGCUGGAACUUUUUUCUUUUCUUUUCUGAUUGUUGUGGAAGUCAGCGGCACCGCCUUUCAAUCGACUUGUUGAGGUGUCUCUUGCGCUCCUGAGAACGUAGCCUCCGUGUAGUCGGAGUACACCGGAGUGUCACGUUAUAAUCGUUUAUUUAUUAUUGUUGUUGCUCCUCUCGUUCGCGUGGCAGACAAUUGACUGUAGAGACGCAACUGCGGUGAACGGUGUUUUGCCCUCUUCGCUUUCUUCUGUAUUAUCUUGCUAGCAUUCCCUUGCUUAUUGACUUCGAGUCGUCGUCCCUGCUGCUGCACUUUGCAGUGUCUUUCCCGUCCCGUUCUCACCACAAAGCUGCCCUAUUCUGGAUAUCUUUUUUCUCUGUUUCUGGGUUUCCAUAGCGAACUCCUCACGAACCGCCGCAUCGCGCUUUGUGUCCUCUCUCCUGUUUCACCCUCCCCCCUUCUCAGUAGGAGGAGUUUUCUGUUUGUAAUCGUGCUCGUCGCACACCAUGUCUCUCAACCCCCGAAGUGACCCCGCACGUGCAGCUGACUCUCCUAGCCGCGAUGUCGCUGAGGCGCCUGCUUUUGGUGAGCGGGACGCCGUACGACAAACGAAGGACCCAACUACCGCAACAGCAGCAGGGGAGAGCUCUACGAGCCAACCGCACAGCAACCUCAAGAGCAACAACACACCCACCAGAGAUGACCCACGUCGCGAUGCCGGCAACAUGCACGUCACCUUUGACAGCGUCGACGAGGCCGCGGGUGGGCCAGCGAAGAGGUCCGACUACGCCAACUUGCAUAUCCAAGCGAACAGCGGCAGCUUCGGCCCUAAUAAUAAUAACAACAGUUUCUUCACCAAUGGCAGCAUUCUACGCAACGCCAGCGGUCUGCUGCAAGCGGGCGUCGGCGGCGACAACCCACCCGCGUCGUCGCCGCUGCAGCUGCUGUACCAGAGCUUUGCGAACCCCAUCAGCGAUGCACAGGCGAUCGAGAACGCGGUGCGCGAGACUCUCGGGCAGCAUUCGACGUGA